Oncorhynchus kisutch (coho salmon) is the source of this 5004-nucleotide messenger RNA. RefSeq names its product formin-like protein 1. Gene Ontology annotation, cellular component: cytosol. Gene Ontology annotation, biological process: regulation of cell shape; cell migration; cortical actin cytoskeleton organization. NCBI's taxonomy places the organism in Eukaryota, Metazoa, Chordata, Actinopteri, Salmoniformes, Salmonidae. Gene Ontology annotation, molecular function: actin filament binding; small GTPase binding. The record is from RefSeq and is a predicted model, not a curated record. Bases 636 to 3890 code for a protein of 1084 amino acids. The transcript has 25 exons.
UUAUAGAGAAGUUGGCUGUGGACCUAUGCCUCCUCUCUCCUCCUCCGAUAUGGCUGCCAGGAGACCGGUUAGCCCCAGCAUCGUGUGUGGACACCAGUCAGAAGAGAGUGGCCCCCACCUCCUAUCUUUAAGUCCCCCAUCUCUCUUGGCCAGCUACUGCUGUCACUAAGGAACUAGGCUACUCUCUGCAUAGUAGGAGUUUUUGCACCUCUCCUUCACAGGACGACACAGGAGCUCUACCUUUUGAAUUUGAGUCUUCUCUGUCUCACGCUCAUACUCUCCUGUCACCUCCCUAUUUCUCUCUCCAUCUCUCGAGGGUUGUUCAUGUCGCACAGGGACCUUGCUUACAGGUCUGACACUUUUUCGUUGUUGCUUUAGAGUAAUUUUGUAUCACCCUGUCUGAGAGGAUGAAGGAGCAGGAACAUUGGAGAAGAUGAUACUUUGGGCUGGCCUGCUCCCCUGGGGUUAAGGAAAUUGUCAAUGGUCGCCACUCAAUGCCACAUAGAGCCUCAACUCAACGGGAGAAGUAGUGGAAGAAUACGUUUGGUUCACCACAACAUUUGAGUUCCAGUGCUGUCUUAGCCCGUGGAAGUAGCUGUGGAGUACCUGGGUCUGUGCAUCUGGGACAGAUAAUCAUGGGCAAUGCCGCUGGGAGCAUGGAUGUGCCACCGGGGAAGGAGGUGAAGACGGUGUCAGCCCCCCCAGGCUCAGGGGCCCCCCAGAAACAGGCGGCAGGCCCCAAACUCCCCAUGCCUGCCGAGGAGGAGUUAGAGGAGCGCUUCAAUGCAGUGCUGAACUCCAUGAAUCUGCCUCCAGACAAGGUGACGAUCCUGUGUCAGUAUGACAACGAGAAGAAGUGGGAACUGGUCUGUGAUCAGGAACGAUUCCAAGUGAAGAAUCCUCCCUCUGCUUACUUGCUGAAGCUCAAAAGUUAUCUUGACCAGGGAGGGGUCAGUCGCAAGUUCAAGAGGCGGGUCCAGGAGUCCACACAGGUCUUAAGAGAGCUGGAGAUUUCCCUGAGGACCAAUCAUAUCGGCUGGGCUCAGGAGUUUCUCGGUGAGGAGAACAGAGGUCUGGACGUCCUGGUUGACUACCUGUCCUUCGCCCAAUGUGCCGUCACCUAUGACAUGGAAAGUUUGGACAAUGGGACUUCCACACCAGAAAAAUCGGUGGAGGACUUGACGAGGAGUGCCAGUAACUCUCCAACCCAUGGCGGUUCUAAAGCUGCUCGUGUCCUUACUGUGAGAUUCAACUCUCUCCACAACAGGAAAGCGCUGAGGAAGUCCCGCCUUGUCAGUCAGAAAGACGACGUUCACCUCUGCAUCAUGUGUCUACGUGCCAUCAUGAACUACCAGUCUGGGUUUAACCUGGUGAUGACCCACCCAUGCUGUGUGAACGAGAUCACGCUCAGCCUCAACAACAGGAACCCCAGGACCAAGGCCCUGGUGCUGGAGCUGCUGGCUGCCGUGUGUCUAGUGAGGGGGGGUCAUGACAUCAUCCUCUCCGCCUUCGACAACUUCAAAGAGGUAUGUGGAGAGAAGAGCCGCUUUGAGAAGCUCAUGGAGUAUUUCUGCAAUGAAGAAAGCAACAUUGACUUUAUGGUGGCGUGCAUGCAGUUCAUCAAUAUUGUGGUCCACUCAGUGGAGAACAUGAACUGUAGGGUCCAUCUGCAGUAUGAGUUUACCCACCAUGGCCUGGAUGACUAUCUAGAGAGGUUAAAGUUCACAGAGAGUGACCGGCUGCUGGUGCAGAUCCAGGCCUACCUGGACAACGUGUUUGAUGUGGGGGCUCUGCUGGAGGAUGCAGAGACCAAGAACGCCCUGUUGGAACACAUGGAGGAGCUGCAGGAGCACAAUGCACAGAUAAGCAGCAGACUGGAAGAGAGCGAGAGGGAGGCGUUGGAGAAAGUGUCUGAGCUGGAGAAGCAACUCAUCCAGACCACCAAAGAGGUGGAGCUCCUAAAGGAGAGUCUGCGUGAGUCCUGUGCCCAGGGGACCAUUCUACAACAGCGGGAGAUAGAGCGAGAGAUAGAACGAGAGAGGGAAAAAGAGCGGGCGAGGGAUAGAGAUCGUUUGGUCCAGGCCUUAGCGGAGCUGGAGGAGAAAGUUCAGGGGCUUGUGUGCCAGGGGCUGAUUCGAAUGGAGCGCACGUCCUCGGGACACCUGGACCUCCAUGUGGUCCCUGUCAUCCCUCCUGUUUCCAUCCCUGCAAAAACAGAACACAUCGCGACUGUCGAGGGCCCUCCCACAUCAGUAGUCCUUCCCCCUCCUCCACAAUUAGCUGGUACAACAGAGGCCACAGCACAUGCCCCUCCUCCCCCCGCCCCUCCUCCUCCUCCUCCUCCCCCUACAUGCUCGACUGCACCACCUCCUCCGCCCCCACCUCCUCCAGCGGGUGGUAUGCCCCCACCACCUCCGGGCGGUGGAAUGCCCCCACCAUUUGGGGGUAUGCCUGAUGGACACACUGGUAACAGAAACAAGAAGCCCAUUCAGACUAAGUACCGUAUGCCUUCACUCAACUGGCAGGCCCUUAAACCCAACCAGGUGUCUGGAACCGUCUUCAAUGAGCUGGAUGAUGAGCUCGUGCUGGGGGUGCUAAACAUGGAUGCCUUUGAGGAGCAGUUUAAGACCAAGGCCCAGACUGCCCCGGCUGACGUGGGGCCCCUGAGAGCGAAGGUGGCCCAGAAGACCCCCAGCAAAGUGUCCCUACUGGAGCCCAACAGAGCCAAAAACCUUGCCAUCACCCUGCGCAAGGGAGGCAUGGCCGCCUCAGACAUCUGUACUUCCAUAGAGACGUAUAACCAGGAAACUCUGAGCCUGGACUUCCUAGAGCUGCUGGAGCGUUUCAUCCCCUCAGAGUACGAAGUCAAGCUCAUCCAGAACUACGAGCGAGACGGGAGGCCCCUGGACGAGCUCCCCGAGGAGGACCGCUUUAUGGUACGCUUUGGCAAGAUCCCCCGCCUGCCCCAGCGCAUCAGUACGCUCACCUUCAUGGGCAACUUCCCAGAGAGCAUCCAGCUCAUCCAGCCGCAACUCAAUGCAAUCAUCGCUGCCUCAAUGUCAAUCAAGUCCUCUAGCAAGCUGAAGAAGAUCCUUGAGAUCAUCCUAGCAUUUGGAAACUACAUGAACAGCAGCAAGAGAGGAGCAGCCUAUGGGUUCCGCCUGCAGAGUCUCGACUUGCUGUUAGACACCAAGUCCACAGACCGGAGACAGACUCUGCUUCACUUCAUAGUGAACAUCAUCCAGGAGAAAUACCCCGAGCUCCAAACCUUCCACAGUGAGCUGUACUUCUUGGACAAGGCUGCUCUGGUGUCCCUGGACAGCAUUCUGCAGGACGUGCGUGCCCUGGAGAGGGGCAUGGAGGUGACCCGGAAGGAGUUUGCCAUACACGAAGACAACUCUGUGUUGCAGGAGUUCCUCACCAGCAACAAUGACCUGCUGGACUCUGUAGUAGGAGAUGGCAAGACAGCCCAGGAUGUGUAUGAAUCAGUGGUGGAGUACUUUGGAGAGAACCCUAAAACCACACCUCCCUCCAUGUUCUUCCCUGUCUUUGUUAGGUUCAUCAAGGCCUAUAAGCAAGCAGAGCAGGAGAAUGAGCAGAGGAAAAAGCAGGAUGUGUUGUCCAGUGAAUGGAAAACUGGGCCACUGUCAACCUCGCCUAAGCCUGAAACAUCCCAGAAGCAGGUACCCAUGAUGCCCCAGAUGGAUCUGAUAGCGGAGCUGAAGAGGCGGCAGGUGACCCCCCUGGUUCGGGAGGGCAAGGAUGGAGCCAUCGAGGACAUCAUCACAGACCUGAGGAACCAGCCAUACAGACGGACAGACGGGUCCCGAGUCAGCGCCAAGUGGAAGCCCAGACAGAAGCUCCAAGUCUCCUCCGACAUCUUCCUGUGAAACACUACACACACACGCUUGCUUACACAUACACUUGCUUUACACACACGCUUGCUUACACACACGCUUACUUGUGCGCACACACACACACACUCCAUUCAAAGCAUCACCCUCAUUUAAAUGCAUUGACAUAGAGCGCACAUAAACUUGAAAUAAGUCCCCUAGGCUUAGCCCAGCAUGGCAGGUGAUUGGUUCUACCUGUGGUUCUACCCACAGCAAACCUCCACCCUCUAAGUAGAGCUUUAGGAAUAUUAGACUGUGAGGUGCUGUCUCCUAAUACCUCUCUGAUCCACAACAAACACCUACAGUAAAUACACUAUAUUCCUCAUCAUAAACUGGGUGAUUCGAGCCCUGACUGCUGGCUGGCUGAAAGGCGUGGUAUAUCAUAUAUGAUAUACCGUAUACGACGGGUAUGGCAAAACAUUUAUUUGCACUGCUCUGAUUACGUUGGUAACCAGUUUCUAAUAUCAAUAAGGCACCUCGGGGGUUUGUGAUAUAUGGCCAAUAUACCACGGGCUAAGGGCUGUGUUCUAGCACUUUGUGUUGCGUCGUGCCAAUGAACAGCCCUUGGCCGUGGUAUAUUGGCCAUAUACCAUAACUCCGCAGGCUUUUACUGAAGUAAACACUUCCUAUUUCUACAUAAUGUUAGUGGAGUAAGGGCUUGGCCAUGGAUGGACUUUAUAGUUCAACGGAAUGAUUUAAACCCUCAUUCUCUACAAUCCUCAUUUGAGCUUUAGGACCCGUGUAUGGGAGGUUCAGCACUGGGACAGUGUACAUUAAGUAACAAUCAGUGAAAGCUAGCAAGACUACAUUUGUCUUUCAUAGUGAAUAGUUUGUUCUAUUUGUGGUACUCAGAUGGCUGCAGAUUGUCAAACCCCAAUAACUGCUGUAUCUGGUGUAAAGGCAUAUUGACCUGUCUGUCUGUCUGUCUGUCUGUCUGUCUGUCUGUCUGUCUGUCUGUCUGUCUGUCUGUCUGUCCUAGGACAAGUAGGAUUACGACAGCUCAGAAUGAAGCUUAGAACAUGAUUUGUAUUAUAUUCAAAAUAUUUGAAUGGAUAACCCUCUCUUUGUUUCACUAUUUUGGGUUUGAACUAAUAAAUAUUUUAUACUGUGA